AUGCAAGACAUUGAUGCCAGGGGGAGCUCCCCUGCUUUCCUCCGGCCUCAGAAUGGGAGCGGUCACAGGUCUUCGGGGUAUGUCCCAGGGAGGAUUGCUCCUCUCCGCCCCCCGCCGCCCUCGCAGAGCCAUGCUGCAGCUGAAUUUACCUCUGCAAGACAAGAAGCCCGGACAAGACUCCCAUCCUUACCAGUGUAUCAGCAUCGCCGCCAAGUAGAAGCCGCUAGGCAUAAAAAUACUCUCAUUUGCUUUGCCAUUUCUAGCCUUUCACUUUUUGUUGCACUGGGGAUCAUUUUGGGAAUAGCUUCAAAAUACGCUCCAGAUGAGAAUUGUCCUGAUCAGAAUCCUCGUCUUAAAAACUGGAGCCCUGGAAAAGAUCCUGAAAAGAGAAUUGUUAUCAAAAAAGGGGAUUUGUUUCGUCUGAACUCAGAUGCUACAGUACACUCCAUAGUUAUACAGGAUGGAGGUUUACUUGUUUUUGGUGAUGAUAAAGAAGGUUCUAAAAAUAUUACCUUGAGAACUCGAUUUAUCCUGAUAAAGGAUGGUGGAAUGCUUCAUGUUGGAGCAGAGAAAUGCCGCUAUAAAUCCAAAGCAACUAUUAUUUUGUAUGGGAAGUCAAAUGAAGGUGCUGAUGUGCCAGAAUUUGGCAAAAAAUUUAUUGGUGUGGGCCCUGAAGGAACACUGGAGUUGCAUGGGCACCAGAAGUUAUCAUGGACUCUCCUAUCAAAGACUAUUAAUUUCUCAGGACUGGCCUAUUACACAUUUAAAAAGAAUUUUUCCCGAGGACUAAAUGUAAGAGUGAUUGAUCAGGAUACAGCAGAAAUUUUGGAAGCACUGAAGUUUGAUACUCAUGAAUUUGCAGAAGAUAGCUUGAAGCUCCAGAACUUACUGAAAAGUGGAAGUCUUGGUCGCAUUGUUGCUAUUGCUGUAGGAGAUUCAGCUGCUAAAAAUCUAUUGGAGGAAACCAGAGUGACUAUUCAAAAUCUUCUGGGAAGUAAGUUUGUCAGAGGAUUGAGUUACAGGCAAGCCUGGGCUUUCGUUGGUGUCAUAGGAGGUGGAAAUUCUUCCUGUAAUGAAUCAGUGAGAAACUAUGAAAAUCACAGCACUGGUGGGAAAGCUCUUGCUCAGAAAGAGUUUUUCACAGUGGAAGGUCAGAAGUUUGUUGUGAGAGCUUACAGCGAAUGGAAUGAUGGUGUCCCGAUUUCAGGCUUCCAGGUGGAAGCUGUAGGUGGAGUGAUACUGAAUCUUCUGGAUGAUGUUAGUAGUUGGGAGCCUGGAGACCGGAUUGUGGUGGCAAGCACAGACUAUUCAAUGUAUCAAACAGAGGAAUUCACCCUCCUUCCCUGCCCAGAGUGUACCAAGCAUCAAGUCAAAGUCAAAGAAAAUCCUCAAUUUCCUCAUGUAGGAGAAGUUAUUGAUGGAGUGGACAUGAGGGCAGAAGUCGGAGUUCUUACAAGGAACAUCCUAAUCAAGGGAGAGACAGAAGAUACCUGCUAUCGUGACAAGGAGUGUCAGUUCUUCAAUUAUGAUACAUUUGGUGGACAUAUUAAGAUUUUGAAGAAUUUUACAGCUGUUCAUCUCUCCUAUGUGGAAUUGAAGCAAAUGGGUCAGCAGCAGAUUGGAAGUUACCCUGUUCACUUUCACCUUUGUGGGGAUGUGGAUGAAAAAGGAGGUUAUUUUUUUAAGACGUACUUGGAAGGUCUUUCCAUUCAUCACUGUUUUUCCAGAUGUGUGACUGUUCAUGCAACUAAUGGCUUGCUGAUAAAGGACACCAUUGGCUAUGACACACUAGGUCACUGUUUCUUCAUAGAAGAUGGCAUUGAGCAGAGGAAUACUUUGUUUCACAACCUUGGACUAGUCACGAAACCAGGCACUCUUCUUCCUACAGAUAGAAACAGCAGCAUGUGUAUUGGUAUUAGGGAUAAAGUGUAUGGAAAUUACAUCCCAGUGCCAGCCACAGACUGCAUGGCAGUUUCGACAUUCUGGAUUUCUCAUCCCAACAAUCAUCUUAUAAAUAAUGCUGCAGCAGGUUCCCAGGAUGCUGGAAUAUGGUAUUUGUUCCACAAGGUUCCUACAGGAGAUUCUCAUAGUUUAGCCAUUGAAACAAAGUCAGAGCUUACACCCCUGGGAAUCUUCUAUAACAACAGGGUUCAUUCUAAUUUUAAGGCUGGUCUGUUCAUUGAUAAGGGUGUUAAAACAACUAAUGCUAGUGUUGACGAUCCCAGAGAAUAUCUUUGUUUGGACAACAAAGCAAGGUUUCGACCUCAUCAAGAUGCAGACCCAGAAAAGCCUCGAGUUGCUGCCCUGAUUGACAGAUUAAUUGCUUUCAAAAACAAUGAUCAUGGGGCCUGGGUCAGGGGAGGGGAUAUCCUCAUUCAAAACUCUGGGUUUGCAGACAAUGGAAUAGGUUUGACAUUUGCUAGUGAUGGGAGCUUCCCAAAUGAUGAAGGUGCCAGCCAGGAGGUAUCAGAGUCACUGUUCAUAGGUGAGAGCAAGAAUUAUGGGUUUCCAGGUGGCCAAAAUAAAUAUGCGGGAACUGGAGGAAUAGAUAAGAAGGCACGGACCCUGCCUAGAAAUAGAACAUUUCCAAUCAGAGGCUUUCAAAUUUAUGAUGGACCUAUUCACCUUACCAAGUGCACCUUCAAAAACUUUGUGCCAACUCCAGACAGAUUUACCAGUGCAGUUGGAUUCUUGAUGAAAAAUCCAUGGCAGAUGACACCAAAAAACAAUAUUUCUCUUGUUAAGUUUGGUCCAAAUGUUUCUUUGAAAGCCUUUUUUGGAAAACCUGGUCCCUGGUUUGAAGAAGGAGAUCUAGAUGGGGACAAGAACUCAAUAUUUCAUGAUCUAGAUGGUUCAGUGACUGACUAUAAGGAUACCUAUGUGGGCAGAAUGGAUAACUACUUGAUUCAACACCCCAAAUGCAUUUAUAUUACAGAAUGGAGUGGAGUGGUUUGCAGUGGAACCUAUGCACAGGUUUAUGUCCAAACCUGGAAUGGACAGAACCUUUCCAUGACUGUUGUACGAGAUGAGUACCCAGCCAAUCCCAUGGUUCUUCGAGGUAUUAAUCAGAGAGCUGCCUUUCAACAGUCCCAGCCAGUAGUGAUGCUUCAAAAGAGCUACACAAUACAUUGGAAUGGAAAAGCUCCAAACGUCACCUAUCUUUAUCUGAUUAACUUCAACAAGAAUGACUGGAUUCGUGUUGGUCUUUGUUAUCAACCAAAUACAGAUUUUGUUGUAGUAUUGGAAACCUUUCAACGGCGGUCAUCUGCUCUGUCAAGCAAGGUAGAGCAGUACAUGCCUGUAUCUUCAAUGAUGGAGCUUGAAAAGAAUCGAUCAGACAAGAAGUUUUACUUUGACAACAGUACUGGAUUACUGUUUUUAUUUCUUCAAGCCAAAUAUCAUAGGGAUGGUCACAGUUAUUGCUCAUCUCAGGGUUGUGAAAGGAUCAAGAUUGUGACCAAAGAUUCAGCAAAGGGGAUCAGUAACUGCAUAACAAAAGCUUACCCAAAGUACUACCAAGAACCUGCUGUCACAAUGCGGAUGCCAGUAAAAACUACUGUACCAUGUACAAAUUGUGGCACAACUCAGAUGGUAUUCACCAGCGAUCCUCAUAGAAACUACCUCCUUGUGCAGAUUAAUUCAUCUGGUAAAAAAGAGUUAGGCAGAGGUCAGCAAGCAUUUAUUUCUGUCAAUGACACUAUGUUUUCCCUCAAGGAUAAUGGUAUAAUUAUUGUUGUAGUUGAUGCCUGCAGUGGCACAGUGUCAGGAAGCAAGUUAUUUUCUGGAGUAGACAUUAAGCAUGUAGAUGAAUAUUUAAAAUCUGGAAUUCCGCAAAGGUCUAUCGUUCUACUGAGCACAAGAGGUGAGGUAGCAGUUCCUAGUAAUUUAUCAGAAGUCUUAAUGUCCCUGGGGACGGCUAAACCACCUUAUCUUCAGAGCAACGGAAGCCUGGCCUUUCUGGGCUUCAGAGGAAACUUUAAGCCGUCCUGGAUUAAGCUGUUUACCAGUCCUGCUGGGCACGGGCUCAUUCAGAUAGAAAAGUAUAUCCCUUUGCAACUGGAAGAGUAUGGCUGUGCCAGAGCAAUCAAAAGCCAACGGAAAGACCUUGAACUUCUGAAGAAGGCUACGCGAUCUCAUUAA
Molecule: messenger RNA, 4140 nt
Organism: Chaetura pelagica (chimney swift)
Lineage: Eukaryota; Metazoa; Chordata; Aves; Apodiformes; Apodidae
Gene: CEMIP2
Product: transmembrane protein 2
Exons: 23
Coding region: 1-4140 (1379 amino acids)
Source: RefSeq, a predicted model, not a curated record